This is a messenger RNA of Dioscorea cayenensis subsp. rotundata (Guinea yam), 468 nucleotides long. Its product is annotated as protein DROOPING LEAF-like. The coding region runs from base 1 to 468 and encodes 155 amino acids. Gene Ontology annotation, cellular component: nucleus. Gene Ontology annotation, biological process: floral meristem determinacy; style development; leaf development. The record is from RefSeq and is a predicted model, not a curated record. Lineage: Eukaryota; Viridiplantae; Streptophyta; Magnoliopsida; Dioscoreales; Dioscoreaceae. The transcript has 6 exons.
AUGGCGGGAAGUUAUACAAAGAUGAACUUAUUUGCAUUAUUACAGGUUGGAGUUCCAUGCAAGAGACUCAUGGACACAGUCACUGUCAAGUGUGGCCACUGCAACCAUCUCUCCUUCCUCAGUCCCAGAUCAUUACUCCAUUCUCUAUCCUCUUCUUCUUCUUCUUCUGAUCAUCCUCACAUCACUUUUCAGGGUACAUGCAGUGACUGCAGGAAGAGCAGCAACCAAUUACCUCAGUCUUCUUCUUCCACUUCCACUGAUCCUUCAACUCCAUCUGCACCAUUUGUUGUUAAACCUCCAGAGAAGAAACACAGACUUCCAUCUGCCUACAACCGUUUUAUGAAAGAGGAAAUUCAGAGAAUAAAAGCCGAAAAGCCCAACAUUCCUCAUAGAGAAGCAUUUAGCAUGGCGGCGAAAAAUGAGAGUGCUAAUGGUUUCAUCAUAGAGAGCUUGAAUGCAUUGAAGUAA